CUGUGAGCAGAUUCUGGAAUUCUGGACUGAAGGUGUGAAGACUGUGCGCACAGCAAGAGCUGAGGCUCUUACCACCUCAAACUCCCCCACAAAGGAAGGUUGAGAGGAGGGCCUGAUGUCUGGAAAACUGGGAUUCCCUUCACCGUUGGGGUCCAACGGACUUGGUGGCUGUCAACACCUCGCUGUCUUUUCUGGUGAGUUUUGAGGACUGCGCAGGAAAAGUCUUUUCUACCUAUUGAGAUAGGUUGGCAGACGUGGCAGGCACUGUUUCUGGGAAGCAGAGUGCAGGAAAAGUGGUGAGCUCGGUUUAGGUCAGGGACCUAAAGUAGUGUAGGUUAGGAACCUAACACAACACCUGAUUAUUUCAGCCAUUAAAGGCGGAAGAAAAGGUGGUGAGAAGCUGUCUGAGUUAGAGGAGAAGUAGAGACACUUGCUAUCAAAGUGGGACAGACAGAGUGAGUGAGGCGCAUUUUUCCUUUAUUUCCUUUUUGCAAGUCGUGCGCAUUUUAGGGUAAAGGUAGAAAAAAAAUUCCUUUACAGUGAUAAGUUUGUGCAUUUUUUUGAGAUUGAUUUUUGCUUCCACAAAUUUGAUUUACUUCUAAAACUCUAAGAAAACUGAGAGUUUGAUUACAAUGGGAUCUGGACAGAGCAAUACCUCAAAAGGGAAAAUUGAGCCUGAUUAUGGCGCUCCCAAUGUGAGAUUUAUGGAGAUUAAUUCCGGAAAGGAGAGUGUGGUUCAGUUAGAUCUGUGGGUCAAUAAGUGCUGUUUCCCGAGAACAGGCAGCCUGAGUGUUAAACAGCUCGAGGCUUUAGAUGUGAGGUUGACAGAUUUAGAAAGAAGGGGAUUAGUAGGGAAGUUUGGAGGUAAGGUCAAGUUCCAGGCAGAUUGGUCAGCUUUUAGUAGUUGGAUGAGGGAAGCCAAGCAUAGGCUGGGCCCCAAAGUUUUCCCGGCGCAGCAUUCGAAGCUGGAUUCGGACCUUGACUCAGCUCCACCUGAACAGCCUCCACUGUAUGUCGAACACCACGAACCGGAGGGAGCAACUGGCCUCUCUGAAUCAGCGCUGCUUACAGAGACAUUGUUCUUCAGCUGUUAAGAAGAUUGAAAACAGAGUUCCCUGUUCGUUUGGACGGGGGAAAAGUGGUGGCGGUUAAGCAGGAUGCAGAUGAGACUGUCUCUGCUUAUCUAAACUGCCUGAGACAAGCAGCGAUGCAGUAUGGUGGACUGACCGAACUUGAGGAAAGUCAAAAGGAGGACAAAAAGACAAUGACCAUUGUUUCAAGUGCAGCAAAAAGGGACAUUGGGCAAGAAACUGCUGUAAAAAGGGGGAAACAAUAAGAAAAAAGAUGGGGCAGAUGAGUCAGAUUGACUAUGUGGUGAUAGCACGAGGACGGACGAAUCUGGUGACGACACUGGCCUGGAAAACCAACCAACGCUUCAGACACGUGAGAACACUGACACUAGCACAAAUACAGAAACAUAGAACAUGCACAUCAUGACUGAUGCAGAGUAUGAGCUUGUUUCUGACAUGAUUCUGCACCUUGAAUCUAAACAGAGAGAGAGUGAGCAUACCAAUAUGCUGGCUGAUUUUUCAGCGGAGGCAUACAAAAAGGAGACCUCGAUACACACUGUCAGUUAAAGGUGUUAAACUCUCUUUCUUGGUGCAUUCUUUCAAACACUCAUUCUUGCAUUCUGACAGAUGCGCUAUCAAUCUGAUAGGACGAGAUUUCAUGUGUAGAUUGGGAACUGUUUUGAUUUUUACACCUGACGGCAUUCAGGUGAGGAGAGUGAAUGAAAUGAAGGAAAGUUCUGUUUUUUUCCAACAAGCUGAGGGACAGUUUGUGUGCAAGUGGAAGACAGAUCUCUCUGUUUUGCUGCAGCUCUCAGACACACACACACAUGCUGAUGUCACAUGCCUGCACUGUACAGCACACAUGGUUCCUAUUUCACACACUGACCGUGAUUAUGAGGACAUCUGGUGUAAUACAGGACAGGAAAAGGAUAGGUUACAGCUAGAUUGGUUGUAUUGGAAUGACAUUAAUUGUGCUGUCUCUGUGAAACUUCUUGAUCGAUUGCAUGGGUUGAUUUUGUCACAAAACUCUGAUCCACACAUCUCAUUGGUAAAUCCCAACCGCAUAGGCCUGGGUCUGUGGGUGGGGGAGCUGAACGCCACUCCAUGCUGGAAGUCUACAACUGAUCCUCAUAUUGAUUUUAAUAAGGAAAUGAGGGUGUACAGAAAGAAACUAAAUUGUGCCAUUGAGACUUCCCGUUCAGUCGUGUUUGCAGAUAAGACUGGGUUUUGAUACUGACAUGUGCAUGGUUAAAUCCGUUGCAGACAUCCCAGAGCUACAGCAGGUUCCCGCUUAUCUCUGGGCCAUAAGAAAACAUGAUAUGCCUUGUGAGGCAAAUUGUGAUUUGUGAUGUUGGGCUUUACAAAUAAAGUUGAUUGAUUGAUUGAUGUUGGUCUAAUAAACAACUGCGAGCCUGUAAUAAUAACACCUAAAUCAGACAACAUACCCUGUCAUGUGAAGCAGUUGACGGCAUUAAACCUGUGUUUGAUGGUCUGUUGAAAGCAGGCGUGAUUGUUCCAUGUGCAGACUCUCCUGUGAGAACACCCAUAUUUCCUAUGCAGAAAAUAUGACCUGAUGGCGAACCUGUAGAGUGGAGAUUUGUGCAAGACCUGCAAGCUGUAAAUGCUGCUGUGCAGGCCAGGGAGCCUACGGUCCCAAAUCCACAUACAAUUCUGUCCCAAGUUCCAGCUGAUAGCAAAUGGUUUUCAGUUGGUGAUCUGUCAAAUACUUUUUUCAGUGUCACAGUACACCCAGAUAGUCAAUUCUGGUUUGCAUUUUGAUUUGAAAUUCUGCUUUGAGAGAUAGUUUGGAAACUCUUGUACUGCCUAAAGGAAGUGCUUUGUUGCAGUACGUUGAUGACAUUUUGGUUGCGAGUGAAACCAGAGAGGGUUAAAGUUAAAGACACCCUCGCCUUGCUGACUCAUUUGGCUGAACAGGGCCAUAAAACCAGCCUGUCAAAGAUACAAUUUGUUGCACAAGAGGUCACAUUUUUGGGUCACGUGAUCUCUCCUGAGGGAAAAACCCUCACGUCCAAGCACAAUGAAACCAUUCAAAAGAUCCCAAAAAGUGAGGCUAAAAAACAGGUCAUGUCAUUUUUAGGGAUGACAGGCCACUGCAGGCAAUAAUUAUGCUGAAACUGAGGCACCAUUAGCAGCAAUUGCUCAUGAGAAAGGCCUGAAAGCAUCUGAUUGUGUCAUUUGGACUCCUGACAGAAAUCUUUUGUUGAUUUGAAACUUUCUUUGCAAACACCUCCUACUCUUGGACUGCCUGACUGUACACGACCAUUUACCCAGACUGUUGACGAAAAGGGUGGGUACAUGACUUCUAUACUGUUACAAGAAUGCGGGGGGAAAAAGCAACCUGUAACUUAUUUUUCAUCUAAACUUGACUGUGUAGCUGUGAUAACUUCUGCCUGUUCUCCCAGGCCAGAUUUGAGAGACACACCGAUUGAUAACACUGAUUUGAAUUUUUGUAGAUGGAUCAGCUUCAAGAGACCCUAGCACUGGUAAAAAUGUUUCAGGUUUGGUGUCACAACACUGCAGGAGACAGUGAUCGCACGUCCUUUGUCAUCCUCACAUUCAGCUAAAGCGGCUGAAUUGGUGGCUCUGACAGAGGCAUGUAAACUGGCAGAGGGCAAAUCUGUAAAUAUUUACACAGACAGCAGAUAUGCUUGGGGUGGGGUUCAUGAUUUUGGACAAAGUUGGAAGAAUAGGGAUUUAUUAACUUCAACAGGGGAAACUAUUGCUCAUCAUGUGCUGCCAUUGUCUUUAGGCUUGCAUGCUACCUCACUAACACCUGCUUCUACUCGUAUGGUUGUGGCUAUGGCUGAGAUAACAGACCUGCAGAUAAGGGGGGAAUGAUGAGAUGAGAUGAGAUGAGAUGAGAUGAGAUGAGAUGAGAUGAGAUACGGAGAUAUUGGUUUACAAGAGGGUUUUCCAGUUAUGCCACAGAGUUUUGCAAAAGAUGUGUGAUCUGUGCUACUAUACUUUAUAGUAUACCUUUUUAUAGAAAGAUCUUUUGAUCACUUGCAAAUGGAUUUCAUUGAACAAACAGCUAAACAAAAAAAGUUUGUUUUGGUGAUUGUGUGCAUGUUUUCAAAAUGGGUUGAAGCUUUUCCCACAGCUAAACAGGAUGCAGCAGCAGUGGCGAAGGCUUUGAUGACUCUGAUAAUUCCCAGGUGGGGAAUUCCAGUUGGUGAGUUGGUGAAAGCUGCCCUGCCCAAACCAGCGGAAAGGAAGCUGCAUGAUCUCAAUGCAGGUGACUACAUUGUAGUGAGAGAUCUGAGACGAAAGAACUGGAAAGCUCGCAGGUGGAACAGUCCGUUCCAGGUGCUUUUGGUGACGGAGAAUGCUGUCAGUAGUGAUGGGUAUGGAUCGCUCAGAUAUCGCGUCUGGGUGUGUGGCAGACAUGUUCAUCAGGCACUUCAGUCUGGAUGGUGUGGCAGGUGCUACUUGGCUAAGUUGCUGCCAGCUGUGACUAUUGUUCCUGACUUGACUCAUUUUCACACAGACUAUGAUCACUACUACCCACCGCACAAAGCAAGACGAGCUGUGGUAAGGGUGGCCCCUGUGGAGAAGGGUUUUGGGGGUUUCUUGCCAAGGUGGGGAACAGUAAACAAUGCACACAAGAUUGAUGCUAUAGCUGUGGACUUGGAAAAUUUCACAGGUAACAUAGCUACAGGAUUCAGCUCACUCACACCAGCAGUACAGGGUCUCAGAAAUGUGGCUCUGCAGAACAGGAUGGCUAUGGAUUUAGUCCUGGCCAGCCAAGGGGGGGUUUGUCACAUUGUGGGUACUGAUUGCUGUGCAUGCAUACUUGACAUCUUUGAUAACGUGACACAUGUGGUUGCUCAUCUUAAUGACCUGCUACAUCUGGAGAAGAGACGUGACACUGAGUUCAGAGCAGGUAUGGAUCUGUGGUCCUGGUUUUCUUUGAGUGGAUGGAAAGCGUCAUUAAUGUCGUAGUGAUCCUGCAUUUGCAUAUGCAUAUGCAUUUUUAUGUGUUGUGUCGUUCCCUGUGUGAUUACAUCAAUGGUAUCAUCUGCUGUAGGGUGCUACGUGCAGAUGGAUCUGUGGACUCCUCCUUACAAUUCACAGGAAACCUUUAAAUUCUUCUUGUGAUUCACAUUUAUGUGUUUUAGUUUAGAAAUGUUUUGAUCAUUAAAGUUAAUUCAUUAGUAGGCUGGUUAGCAAAUCACAUUUUUACAUUACACUACUUCACAUUGAUUACACUUAUCAUUAGUUUAGUACACACCAUAUUUACUCAAUUUAUUCUUUUGAUUUUCACUUUCAUUUUUUUAUUUUCAUUUUUAUUUCUCAUUUUAUUCGUCUUCAAUUGCUUUUAUAUUAACAUUCGCAUGACAGUCAGUGUUCCCUUUAUUGAUUGUGUAUUCUCAUUAAAGAUGACAUUUUUCAUUUAUGCUUAUCUUGCUUUAGCUUAGAGUUUAAUUUAAGGGAUUUUUUUGUUCUCAUCAUAUAGAGGUUUUUUCCUUAUUAGGUAGUAUAGUUAGACGUACAAGUCUUUCACCCUCUCUUUCGUCACAUAGGGAGGGGGAUGUUUGGCUUGCCUGUACUUAUGACCUGUAACUUCUGCCUGGGUUUUCGUCUCCCAUGUUGGAGGCUGGUGGUACUGGCAUUUGGCUGGUACAGGUGGAACUCGUAGGACAUAAGGUGGUAAUAUAAUUUUCCAUGCUUAUGGUUUAGCAUGAGAAUGCUAAAAAGGGUGGAAUGUGAUGGAAAAUUCGGGUAUUUAAACAUAUUUAAACUAUAAUGUGUUGUAUAAGGUUACUUGUUUUGAUGAAACUGAACUUCUAGCCUAAUGAUGUGUGUUGCUCAUUUAAACCCUACUGUGACAGCAGUGAGAGACACCAAGGUCACGAGCCAGGGAGGCUCAGACACCAAGAUUAUGAGCCAGGGAGGACAACAAGUGUCCUUGUUAGUCUCAAGAGAUGCUGUGUUUUAGGAAUGUCAAGGC
This is a messenger RNA of Epinephelus fuscoguttatus (brown-marbled grouper), 6042 nucleotides long. Its product is annotated as syncytin-2-like. The coding region runs from base 4101 to 5033 and encodes 310 amino acids. The record is from RefSeq and is a predicted model, not a curated record. The transcript is spliced from 2 exons. Lineage: Eukaryota; Metazoa; Chordata; Actinopteri; Perciformes; Serranidae. Gene Ontology annotation, molecular function: nucleic acid binding.